AUGGCUCCUCACCAUGUACUCCAGUGUACUAUCCCCUCCGUCUCACCAGAUACUAGCAGAAGGGAUUCGCUCUACCAUCGAUCAAGUGCUUUCUCUUUGAAUCCUGAUUGCACGAUCCUAGUGUACCCGGCGAAGAAAGAUUCAUGGUAUUGUUCGUCGGUCGACCAUCCGGGUUUGAAAGAAAGAAGUGAUGUACGCCGUGAGAAACUGGCAAGCCUGUUAAGGAGCUGGUAUCGAAGAUCUCUCAAAGUAUCAGUCAAGUCUUAUAUAGUUAGUUCUUCCCAGCGAGGUCAAGCCGAGCUAUCAUGGGUUUCUUGGUUGGUACUUCCGCCAAUCUACGGGGUUUUCGCCCUCCUCAUACAGAAAGCGAUGCCCUUUCACUCAGGAUUUCUCUUAUCGUUCGGAGUUUGGAGAGGCAGAGCCGAGGCGAGUCAAGUCGUUCAGUUCCUAGGUCUUAAGCGACAGCUGAGAAAGAAGGCACUAACAGGCAUUUCAGGGAAGAAGACGAGCAAUGAAACUUUCCUCCCAGGCAGUGGGGAGAGAGGAGAUUCGAUGAACACUAAGAGGGUCGCAGUAGUGAGCCCCUCUGGAUCGGGUUUUUCCGGAGAUGAACUCCAGGACCACGAAAGCAUCAGUCGAAGUGGAUCCGUACUUAAGCCUCCCCACCCUCGGGUGGUUAUUUCCGCGCCUGGUCCGCUUAAACCGCCGAGCUACCUCAUGAAGUUGAAGACCUCUUUGGGGCAUAGCCAAGGCUUCGACCAUAGGAAAGUGGUUUCGGCCAUCGCAGGUUUGAAUCCUGCUGCUCCCGUAGCCAGCUGCUCCUUGCCCUCAGCUUUUAUUGUUAUCGAUGAGCCGACACCUGGAUGCCUUGCUUACCUGCCCCAGCUCUUAUGUCUUAGGCCCUUUAGGCCGAUUUAA
This is a messenger RNA of Striga asiatica, 918 nucleotides long. NCBI's taxonomy places the organism in Eukaryota, Viridiplantae, Streptophyta, Magnoliopsida, Lamiales, Orobanchaceae. The record is from the annotation of a GenBank genome assembly.